UGUGAAGAGUGAAGACGAUCUCUUUUUAAUUCAAAAGUCUCUCUCUCUCUCUCUCUCUACUCACUUUCUCUCUCACACACUACACGUUGUGUGCACGUCAUCUAACAAACAAAAACGCUGCUCUGCUAUCGAAAAAGCAACGAUUCAAUCUUCCUCCGGUGAAUUCCGUACACUAGUUCUCUGAUUCACGAUUUCGCAGUACUGGAUUCAACUGUAUACGAAAGAUUUUGUAAAUCUGUAUACGUUUACAUACAUCAUUUAGUGUGUGUAUGUGUAUGUAUAUUUGUAGCUUAUAUCUAUAUCUUUUAACUCUUCAAUUUCAUCUGUUUGCACCGCACCGACACCGGAAAACCUAUUUAUUUUUCAAUCCAGAUUUCAUUACGAGCUCCGAUGGCCAAACGCGGAUAUAAAUUGCAGGAAUUUGUGGCGCAUACAGCGAAUGUGAAUUGUUUGAAAAUCGGGAAGAAGACACGUCGGAACUUUAUUACAGGCGGUGAUGAUGAGAAAGUGAAUCUUUGGUCGAUUGGGAAGCCAACCGCUACAACGAGUCUAAGUGGUCACACAAGCCCUAUUGAGUCUGUAGCUUUUGACUCGGCAGAAGUUUUAGUAGCUGCUGGAGCUUCUUCUGGUGUGAUAAAACUUUGGGAUCUCGAAGAAACAAAGGUGGUUCGUACACUUAAUGGACACCGAUCCUAUUGUACUGCUCUUGAAUUUCAUCCUUUUGGUGAGUUUUUUGCAUCGGGUUCAAUGGACACUAAUCUAAAGCUCUGGGAUAUUAGAAAGAAAGGGUGCAUUCACACAUAUAAAGGACAUAGAAGAGCAGUUAGUACUAUCAGAUUUAGCCCCGAUGGUCGUUGGGUGGUUUCAGGGGGACUUGAUAACGUUGUAAAGAUUUGGGACUUAACAGCCGGAAAGCUUUUACAUGAGUUCAAGUUUCAUGAAGGACAUAUUCGAUCAAUGGAUUUUCAUCCUCUCGAGUUUCUUCUAGCAACAGGUUCUUCAGACAAAACCGUGAAAUUUUGGGACUUGGAGACCUUUGAAUUGAUUGGGUCAACUCGACCGGAGGCAACAGGCGUACGAUCAGUUACAUUUCAUCCAGAUGGGAGGACCCUCUUUUGCGGGUUAGAUGGCAGUUUAAAGGUAUAUUCAUGGGAGCCUGUUAUUUGUCAUGAUGCUCUUGAUAUGGGGUGGUCAACGUUAGGUGACCUUUGCAUUGACGAUGGAAAGCUUUUAGGAUGUUCGUAUUAUCAGAAUUCUGUUGCAGUUUGGGUCGCAGACACUUCGCUUAUUGAACCACAUGCGCAUAGCAUCUUAGCUGAGGAAAAAACCCGUGUGCAGUCAAAAUUAAAUCUCCAACAAGACGUAAAAGAUAGAGUCGGUAGUCCCAGAAGGCCCACUGUGUCGCCAGAUGAUGACACAAAGGAUAUAAAGAAUAUAUACGUGGACACUGCAGGUAUGACACCUGUCGCUUCAAGAAAAUCCGGGUCUUUACCAACGGUUUUGAACCCAAACCCGCAAAUUCAUAAAGAGAUUGAUAAUGCGGCUACCCAUAAACAAGUUCCUGCUGCCAAAUUUACCGCUUCAAAAGAAUUAACGACCAAUGAACACGAAAACACUGCGGUAUCACUUAAGCCUGUUCAUAGGAGAAGGCCAUCAACUACCAAACUAGAUAUAGAAGGGAUAUCAAUAACCGUUGAAUCUGGAUUAAAAAGCGGAUCAGAUACCGCCACCCUUUCAAACUUUCAAAAAAGGAUUGUAGCAGAUGCUGCUGUUAAAGAUUCUUCCAAUGAUAAACCUUCAAUCUCUGUAACAAAAGAGAUACAAAAGGCUUCGUCUCCUGAUACGCUUCCACAGGAAACACGUGACAGGUCUGAUGAAUCAAAGAAAGAGUCGAAACCUGUUAAAUAUGUUAAUGGAGUGGCGGUUGUGCAUGGAAGGACUCGCAGUCUAGUUGAGAGGUUCGAAAAGAGAGAAAAACUGAAUACCGAUGAAACUCAAGUCAUUGAUCCAGCAGCUCAAGUAUCAACCGACACAGAUGUACCUCCCAAAAGGGUAAAUCAGUCAUAUAAUGCUGCUCCUUGUGUAGUACCUGAAGCUAAAUCCGUUCAGAUGCCAGUAAAGACACCUGAUGUGAUUGCGUCUGAAGAACCCGAAGCUAAAACACCCAACGUGCCCGUAAGGGUAAAUCAGUCAUUUAACGUAGUCCCUCGUGCAAUACCUGAUGCGGUGGCUUCUGAAGAACCUGAAGCUAAAACACCCAAGACGUCCAUAAGGGCAACUGAUGAUGUGGAUAAUGUGAUGCCUGAAAAAACACCUGAUGUGGUCUCUAACGAGGCUAAAUCAUCCCCGAUGAUAACGAAGCCUGAUGUGGGCCCAAACAUAAAAUCUGAGGAAGCUAAUUCGCCCCCUGUUAGACCUAGGACGGCUCCUAGUAUGCUACUUCCGGAGAAAGGUAAGGUCUCACCCAUGCAGAGAUCGGUGAAUUCUCGACGUGUAAUGCAAGAAAGAGUUCGACCUUCUCCAAUGCUAGUUACGCGAAGAUCUAAUGCUUCCCCUCGCAUGAUACCUGAAAGAACAACUAAAACCUCACCUGUCGUGGUGGGCCCCAGGCAUGAUACUCCCAGUCGCAUGAUGCUUCAGAAAGCUAAAUCAUCUCCAUCACUGGAUGAUGGCCCACAGACUACUGGGAGAGGUUUGAUGUCUAAAAAAGAUGACGAUGUUGCAGAUGAUUUACUGCAAAAUCAUGAUGUGUUUGUAAGUAGCCUCCGGGCUCGCCUAACAAAACUCCAGGUGGUACGGCAUUUUUGGGGACAAAAUGACACCAAGGGUGCUAUUAAUGCUUUGCGGAAGCUGCCAGAUCACGCUCCGACUGUCUUUCAGGUUCAGGCAGACGUGGUGAAUGUUCUGAUGGAAAGAAUGGAGUCCCUCACACUUGAUCACUUCUCUUCUUUGCUUCCUGUGCUUUUAGAUUUACUGGAUAGCAAAACUGAGCGGCAUAUAAGUGUAUCACUGGAACUGUUACUAAAGCUUGUGGCGGUCUUUGGGUCUGUAAUCAGCUCAACAAUUUCAGCACCUCCAACUGUGGGUGUUGAUGUUCAUGCAGAAAAAAGACUUGAACGCUGCAAUGAAUGCCACAUUCAGCUUCAGAAGAUCCGCAAAUGUCUCCCUGAUAUUAUAAGGCGAGGCGGUUUGCCAGCAAGAUGUGCACAAGAACUAAAUAUUGUUCUUCAGAAAUCAUGAUCCCUUCUAAACACCCAACAGUUUUGUCUCUUGGACUUCUUUCGUUCUACACAAUACCUUCGGGUCGCGGCCGCAACUGAAAAUGACGCCAGCCGGUAGAUAAUUGAAGGAAGCCAGUUUUAUGAUAGCUAAUUGCGGUUGGAAUUCGAGUUCUUGCUAUAAGUUGAUAUAGCAUAUGUAAUAUUUUGUGUAAAUUGAUGAUGAUUAUGAUAUGUAAUUUGUAUUCGUGAAUAAAGAUGUGUAGAUGAUAAUGAUAUGUAAACUAGGAAUGUGGAAACUAGUCUUGGUAUUUUGAAAGUAAAAUGAGUUGUUUAAAUUUGAGAAAAA
This is a messenger RNA of Helianthus annuus (common sunflower), 3567 nucleotides long. RefSeq names its product katanin p80 WD40 repeat-containing subunit B1 homolog. The coding region runs from base 391 to 3240 and encodes 949 amino acids. The transcript is spliced from 18 exons. Gene Ontology annotation, biological process: microtubule severing; microtubule depolymerization. The record is from RefSeq and is a predicted model, not a curated record. Lineage: Eukaryota; Viridiplantae; Streptophyta; Magnoliopsida; Asterales; Asteraceae. Gene Ontology annotation, cellular component: katanin complex. Gene Ontology annotation, molecular function: microtubule binding.